AUGACCGCCAAAAAAGGAGACAGCGAGUCUCCAAAGGCUUCGGCCGAUUCGAACCCUCAAUCCAUCGCGCAGCGCAUUCCGCCCCCCGAGACCAACGAGGCCAGCCAGACGCGAUUCCGAGUGAUUGCUGCUUUUUGGGCCGUUAUUAUACUGCUCGGAUUUCCAAUAUGGUGGAAAACAACAUCGAUCUAUCGGGCGCAUUUGCCAAUUCAGGAGAUGGUGGACUGGGAUGAUGGCAAGAUAUGUCGCCCUGUCUUUCCACUAGAAAUCCAUGUUGCAGCACCUGCAAUGCAAAUCUCCGAGUCCCAGCACCUCCUCCGCACUACCCAACAUACCCUUGACGAUCUCAAUGAAUUCGCCGCUCACCAUUUGCGACUUAAAUUGGCGAACGAUACCAGCGCAUUCUCUUCUAACGGUGAAGAGAGCGUUUUGUCCAUUGAUCAAGUUAAAGAGGGUGCAGAUGUUGCUCUGGUUGUUCGUGUGCUCCCCCAGGAUGACUUGGUAGCCCCUCGAUCAGAACUCCACGCAGACACAACACAACUGGAUGUAUUCUACCCACCGAACCAGGUCCCUCUUCCCUCGUCCUCGAACCCGCCUCUCUCGGCUUUUAUCGCACAGGAACUUCAAGGACUAUAUAGCGAGGAGAAGGCCACUAUUGCUCACAUUCUCUCGGGUGGGACAGCCGGUUUUGAUUCAGAGAGCAUCAGUCGACGACUGCGCCGAUCCAUGAAAUACGCCGACACCUAUCACCUGUCAUUCUCACUUUUCACCCCGGGCUCUGUGCCGUCUUCUUGGGACAUCGAGGCGGCUGUCAAGGAGUACCUAUCCCCUCUUCUCCACGCAUUUGCUCCCAUCAGCAACUUUACAAUCGAUACUCAGGUUCAGCUUUAUGCAACCUUUUCACCAAUGGCACCACCCCCGGUCUAUGAUGAGACCGAGGCUGCUUGGACACUGAAAAAGGAGGAUUUGAGCGCAUUCAUCAAUGCUGCCGAGUGGCCUCUCAACCCUAGCAUUGGCAGCGGCCCCACCCUCAACUUCAUUCUCUAUGUUCCCGCUCCGUCUCAAUCUCCGCUUGUCGUGAAGGAGAACCGCGCCUCGAGCUGGAUUGUACCGCAAUGGGGUGGUGUAUUCCUUCUCAAUCCACCACUCUUAGCAGAUAAGAGUGGUUCGUCCAACCCAACGCACCUCACAGAAGAUUCUUUACGCCCCGCGUUCAUGACGUUCUCUCAUCAACUCUUGACUCUCUUGGGCACCCCCACCACUCCGUCAUCCCUGCCACUCCGUCUCCAGACCCUUAUCCGUGUUCGAGCAGCUACUCUCCUUCUUUCCGCUUCAUCUACCAUGGGAUCUCUGGCCCGUCUCACUGAAUCCCUUCCCUCUAUUCCAAUCCCGGCUACUGUUGCCUCCUCGGUCUCCACUACCCUGACCCACCUCUCUGCUACUUGCUCUUAUCUUCGGGAUGGUCGCUUCGCUGCUGCUCUUGCCAGCGCGCGCGUGGCUGAGACCGAGGCAGAGCGUAGCUUUUUUGAGAAGAGUAUGGUUGGUCAGGUCUAUUUCCCAGACGAGCACAAGGUCGCUGUGUACUUGCCUCUCUUAGGCCCAAUCGGUGUGCCUUUGGUUGUUGGGCUAUUGAAGGAAAUAAAGCGACUAGUAGCUGGAUGGAAGGCGAGGAAAGCCUUGACGAAAUAA
Molecule: messenger RNA, 1689 nt
Organism: Penicillium verhagenii
Lineage: Eukaryota; Fungi; Ascomycota; Eurotiomycetes; Eurotiales; Aspergillaceae
Gene: PIG-S
Product: GPI-anchored transamidase GPI17
Exons: 2
Coding region: 1-1689 (562 amino acids)
Biological process (GO): attachment of GPI anchor to protein
Cellular component (GO): GPI-anchor transamidase complex
Source: RefSeq, a predicted model, not a curated record